AUGUUCAAGAAAUUCACGAAAGAAGAUGUUCAUUCUCGCUCUAAUAUUAAAUCGUCUGCUCAAAGAGGAUUAAAGACUAAAUUUGUUGCGCAAUUCAAUGAUUUAGAACCAGUGAUCGACAAUAUCAUACCGAAGAAAUCUCAAGCAAUUCUUAUUAAAUGUGAAGAUAAGAUCCAAUUAUACUCUAUUGACAACGAGGUUGUGUUGUUUCAACACUUUGAUGACUUGAUUCCAGAUUUGAAAGUGGUCCAUAAAUACCCACAAUGUUUCCCAAGAGUUCAAGUUGACCGUGGUGCUAUCAAAUUCGUUUUGUCAGGUGCCAAUAUUAUGUGUCCUGGUUUAACAUCCGCUGGUGCUAAAUUACCUGAAGAGUCAUUGCCUGAAGAUACGAUUGUCACUAUAUAUGCUGAAGGUAAGGAAAACGCCUUAGCUGUUGGUAAAUUAAUAAUGAGCACUGAUGAUAUCAAGUCUAAAAAUAAGGGAAUUGGUAUCGAAUUAGUACAUUACUUGGGCGAUGGUUUAUGGGGAUUGAAAGAAUGA
Messenger RNA from Debaryomyces hansenii CBS767, 540 nucleotides. Its product is annotated as translation machinery-associated protein 20. The transcript has a single exon. The coding region runs from base 1 to 540 and encodes 179 amino acids. Gene Ontology annotation, molecular function: RNA binding. Gene Ontology annotation, biological process: formation of translation preinitiation complex. The record is from RefSeq and is a predicted model, not a curated record. Lineage: Eukaryota; Fungi; Ascomycota; Pichiomycetes; Serinales; Debaryomycetaceae.